Messenger RNA from Zophobas morio, 1529 nucleotides. Its product is annotated as cytosolic Fe-S cluster assembly factor NUBP1 homolog. Bases 54 to 1034 code for a protein of 326 amino acids. Gene Ontology annotation, molecular function: ATP-dependent FeS chaperone activity; 4 iron, 4 sulfur cluster binding; ATP binding. Gene Ontology annotation, cellular component: cytosol. The record is from RefSeq and is a predicted model, not a curated record. The transcript is spliced from 12 exons. Gene Ontology annotation, biological process: iron-sulfur cluster assembly. Lineage: Eukaryota; Metazoa; Arthropoda; Insecta; Coleoptera; Tenebrionidae.
AGCCCGACUUCUCUUUUUUACUUAAGUUAGCCUUGUUUUACUUAUAAGCAAUUAUGAAAAAAAAGUUAUUAACUUCGGAACCGCCUAAAAAUUGCCCGGGAACUAAUAGUGAGGAUGCGGGCAAAAGUGAAGCUUGUCAAGGCUGUCCUAAUCAAGGGAUUUGUUCCACAGGAAUCCCGGUGGCCCCCGAUUCUGAUAUGGAGGCCAUAAGAGAGAGGAUGUCCACUAUAAAAAAUAAAAUUAUAAUUUUAUCUGGAAAAGGCGGCGUUGGCAAGUCAACAGUUUCUACGCAGUUGGCCUUUACUUUAUCUCGUGAUAAAAACAUUGAAGUUGGCCUUUUGGAUAUUGACAUAUGCGGGCCGUCCAUCCCGUUGACUCUGGGUCUGCAGGGCGAGCAGGUUCACUGCAGCGGGAGCGGUUGGCAGCCCGUGUUUGUGAGCGAGAAUCUGUGUGCUAUGUCCAUCGGGUUUCUUCUUCCCCGCGCGGACGAACCGGUUAUUUGGAGAGGCCCCAAAAAAAACGGGCUGAUCCGACAGUUCCUGCGGGAAGUCGAAUGGGGCUCGCUGGAGUAUCUUCUCAUUGAUGCACCGCCAGGCACGUCCGACGAGCAUCUCUCUAUUGUCCAACUGCUCAAAGAGGAUCUCACCGGAGCCGUCGUAGUAGCCACUCCGCAGAGCAUUUCACUUUUAGACGUACGGAAAGAAAUUAAUUUUUGCAAAAAAGUUGGACUUCCCCUCAUUGGUGUUGUGGAGAAUAUGAGCGGCUUUGUUUGCCAGCACUGCAAACAGAAGUCAAGCGAGCUUUUUACGUCGAGCGAAGGGGGCGCUGAGCGGAUGGCAUCAGCAAUGGGCUGCCCUUUUCUGGGUCGCAUCUCUGUGGACCCCCGAGUGGGGCGCUGCACCGACAGCGGACUUUCAUAUGUGGAUGCAUACGAAGACCAGCCGGUGGCUGUCCAGUUUCUUUCCCUCGCAAAAAAAGUUUCUGAUUACUGCUUGGGAAAAAAAACUUGUGGACAGCAAGAAAAUUUGAUAUAAUUUUCAUUUCUUCUCCGUUUCUUUACAUUUGGAAAUAGCACUAUUCAAUAACAGUGCUAGUACUAUAAAAUACCGAAUAUCAUAUAGUAACACUAGCGCUAUUAAGAAGCGGAGCGGGCCGUGCUAACACGGAACCGAAGAGUAACCGAAGCAAACAGUACUCCUAGCCCGAAGGUAGCCAAGAACUGAAAAGAAUACCAGUACUAUACAAGCAAAUCAAGUAAAUAUAGUACCAGCACUCUAAAUCAGUCUUUAAUAAAACAAUUAUCUCGAGCCGAAACUCAAUCAAAUUAAUCAUUUGACUAGACCACAGGACCUUGGACGAGGGCUAGUGCUUUUGUGUUGCUCACUGUAUAGACCUGUUCACACUCAAAAGCCUUCGCACGCAGUUAGUGAAUUGCAAGCAGUAGUAUCUAUACAGCUUAACUGUUUCUGUCAAUAUGCUAAAAGUGAACAUAUCGGUUUACCACAUCACUUCCGUUAUUUUUCACAGAG